Nycticebus coucang (slow loris) is the source of this 2241-nucleotide messenger RNA. It is a transcript of the gene CSNK2A2IP, whose product is annotated as casein kinase 2 subunit alpha' interacting protein. The record is from RefSeq and is a predicted model, not a curated record. The transcript has a single exon. NCBI's taxonomy places the organism in Eukaryota, Metazoa, Chordata, Mammalia, Primates, Lorisidae. The coding region runs from base 1 to 2241 and encodes 746 amino acids.
AUGGUGCCAUUAGCAUAUUAUGGUCAACCCUUUGUGCAACUAGAUCCCUCUUACCAACAACUGACAACAGCCAAUUCAUUUACACAUCAAUACACAAGUGAAAAACUAAAUCAACUCAAUAACCAACCUGCAGCCAAAGUACAAUCCUACAGCAAUCACCUUACAGCAACUCCAGUAACCUCUAACAAAACUGUCCAGAGCUACUCAACAUUGCCUUCUCCCAAGUCUCAGGACACAAUUUCACAGAGAUUCUAUAAAAGGACCCAGAAAUCACCAUUAUCCCACUCCAAAAAUCAGAUUACACCUUCACUAGACCUCCACUGGAGAAAUUCAUUGCUGUCCACUCGGAGAGCCCUGAGUUCACCUUUGUCUCACUCCAAAGUCCCCAAAACAUCUUCACCUGAGCUCAAGACAUCUUCAUCACUGAAGCCUGAUCAAACAGCCUUGAGCUCACAAUUACCUGUCCCUAACUCUCAAACUACAUCUUCAAGCCUAGACCUCUGGUGGACAUCACCUUCAUUGAAGUCUACAUCACCUUCAUUGAAGUCUAAUCAAAGAACCCCAAGUUCAUCAUUAACCUCCCUCCAACACGAAGAAAGGCCUUCCCUAAACAUUGUCUGGACAGCCUCUUCUUUGGGACUUAACCAGAGAGCUCUUAGCUCAACACCACUUCAAUCCAAACCUCAGAAAACAUCGUCUUUGGACUGCCUUUGGACAUCUGUAUUGGAGCACAAUCAAAGAUCUUUGAGCUCACCAUCACUUAGCACCAAACUUCAAACAAAUGACUUCCUUCAGACAUCACCUUCACUGGAGACCAAUCAAGUGUCUCUCAUCUCACCGUUACCUAACUCCAUACCUCAGAAGACACCUAUACUGAACUCUAAACACAGUAUUCUCAGCUUACCAUUGUCUUACUCAAGAACAAGGAAGUCACCAUUACCACAUUCUGCCCACCAAUCUCAGAGUUUACCAGUGUUUCAGCUCAAAUCUCAGACAGUACUUAGACUUGACCAAAACUCUCGGAUUCACAGCUCACCAGUCUGUCACUCCAAGUUUCAGUAUGUCACGUCACCAAAUGACAAACAAAACCCCAAAGAUUUACCAUCAUCAUAUCCUAAACCCAAUGUGUCAGGUCAUACAUUAUCAACCUCCAAACACUGCAUCAGAAACACAGCCGCUUCAACACUGAGGUCCAGAUUCCAGAGUAAAAGCAACUCAGCUUUUUGUGCAAAGGCAGAAUCAAAUAAAGAAAUUUCAUGGAUUUUAGGUUAUAGGCAGCCAUGCGUUGUUAAAGGUGGAACUGUCCCUGAUAAUGUUGUAAAUAAAAUUGUGAAAUCUAUCUCCAAGACAAGAAUCCAGAGGGAUCUCUGUAGGCAGAUUCUCUUUCGAAGGAUGAGGGGAAGACCUAAUCCUCGUCCUGGUCCACGCCUUUCAUCAAAUUAUAUCGUUUGUUUAACUUGUGCUUCCUGCAUAAAAUCUCAGUGUAGACAUCUAACAGGAAGGAAAGAUCCUCGUUGUGCAACACUAUUUGUCGUACCAACACCUGAGGCCAAUUCUGAGGGGAAAAUAGAGGUAAACUUAGAUUUUAUCCUUUCUCUACCAGAGACUUCUUUAUCAUCUUGUUUUCCAUUCCCUAUGAAAGAAAAUCAGACUGGUGAAGACCCUGAAGACAACCUCGAGGGAGUGGAGAAGAUACCACAGCUUCUGUCCACAUCUGAGUCUGAUACUAUCCAAGGGGCUGAUAUGAAGAAAAAGAGCUUGACGUUAGCCUCUGAAAACAAAGUUACAAGCCAAGAGCCCCAGGCUAUUGACUGGCUGCUUUAUGUUAAAAAAAGUAGUCAUUCUCAGCUGCAAUCCUUGGUCCCAUCCUCUUCCUCUUCCUCCUCCUCCUCCUCUUCCUCCUCCUCCUCUGCUGCCUCUGCCUCCUCUGCUUCUUCAUCUUCUUCCUCUUCUUCUUCUUCCACCUCGCCCUCUUCCCCACCUCCUCCCAAAGAUUCUACCAUCCUUCUGGACUGUGAACUUACUAAGGUACUUAGUUCCCAACGCUUGCCUCCAGGGGUCUCCUGGCUUGAGUUUAUUUGUAGUAAAGAUCACCAGCCACUUCCUGAAAAACCAAAUCAAAGUCAAACACCACCUCCCCAAACAAAACCUGUGAGGAAUAGCAUCACAGAAAAACGGACAAAGGGACCAAACAUACCAUUCAAAACUUUCCAGGCAAAGUCUCAAAGUGAAAAAUCCUGA